UACCUUUCUUUAGGAAUAGGAUCAUGUUUAAUUUGAGAGCUAACCACAGGAUCUCCUAAAGUCAUGGUUUGAGUGUGUUUUGUUUUUUUUAAUUUAUUCUUUAUUCCAGUUUGUGUUUUUGUAUCCUGCUUCUGUUCCUUAUUUUCUAGUUGUGCUUUUGUUUCUUAUUGUUGUUGUCUAGUUUAUGUUCUGUACGUUAUGUUUUUCCUCGAUUAGUUUGUAUCAUUGGUUUUCUGUUUUGCUCCAGUCACAUUUUGUUUUAACUCCCUGCAUCUGUCUACCAGUAAUCAACUUCAUUCGGUCCACCUGCACCAUGCAAUCAGUCUCCCUGUUUCACCUGCACCAUGCUCUUUAUAUUCACUGCCUUUCAGUUCAGUCCUUGUGGAAACAUCACAUUUUUUCUGUUCAUGCCGUGUCUGUUAAGCUGCUGUUGAUCCAUGCUUGUUUCUGCAACUCACCUGUCUCAUAUAGACCCAGAGCUACACUGACAGCAGGUUCAACAACCAUACCAGUAGGGGGCAGUGUGACCCUGAGCUGCUCUGUGGAGACCUCUGCUGGAUGGAAAUACAGAUGGUUCAGAAGGACCUCAGACAUCUCUGAAGUCAGAAUAGAUGAUGAAGAAAACAGAGAUAUCUCUGUGACACAAGGAGGAAUCUACAGGUGUGAUGGAGUGAGAGGAAACCCAGACUUCUACACAGAAAUAAGUAAUGAAGAAACAAUUGAAAUAAAAUUUUCCAACAAGGUUUUUGUGACACAACAACCAAACCUGCCUCAGAUCUUCAGAGGUGAGACGAUCACUCUGACAUGUGAGGUCCAGGGAGGAGAAACCACUGAGUGGACGUAUGAAUGGAAGAGAUCUGGGACAGUUCUACACGGGAUAAACAGUAAAGACUGGACCUUCAGAGUUUCUGAGUCCAGCAGUGGAGACUACAUGUGUCAAUGUAGACGCAGAGAUGACUGGUAUUCUUCAACACAGUGGAGUGAAAGCAUCACACUGUCAGUAUCAGCAGAUAAACCCAGAGCUACACUGACCGCAGGUUCAACAACCAUACCAGUAGGGGGCAGUGUGACCCUGAGCUGCUCUGUGGAGACCUCUGCUGGAUGGAAAUACAGAUGGUUCAGAAGGACCUCAGACAUCUCUGAAGUCAGAAUAGAUAAUGAAGAAAACAGAGAUAUCUCUGUGACACAAGGAGGAAUCUACAGGUGUGAUGGAGUGAGAGGAAACCCAGACUUCUACACAGAAACAAGUAAUGAAGAAACUAUUGAAAUAAAAUUUUCCAACAAGGUUUUUGUGACACAACAACCAAACCUGCCUCAGAUCUUCAGUGGUGAGACGAUCACUCUGACAUGUGAGGUCCAGGGAGGAGAAACCACUGAGUGGACGUAUGAAUGGAAGAGAUCUGAGACAGUUCUACACGGGACAAACAGUAAAGAUUGGACCUUCAGAGUUUCUGAGUCCAGCAGUGGAGACUACAUGUGUCAAUGUAGACUCAGAGAUGACUGGUAUUCUUCAACACAGUGGAGUGAAAGCAUCACACUGUCAGUAUCAGUAACUGAGUCCAGUCCUGUCAACUCUUCAUUUCUUGUGCUGAUCGUUGGUCCAGUUAUUGGAGUCAUUCUCUUUAUUCUCCUGCUCUUGUUGUGCUGCUACAGACAGUUCAAGGGUUCAUUCUGCUUCAGGCAGACACUCUCAGAGAGCAGCAUCCAGAGCUCCACAAAUCAUGGAGUCAACCAGGCUGAGAGUCUUGGAUACAGCUCUCCUCUUCAGGAUUUCACAGCAACAUAUGUUGAGAUCAACCAUCAGACUAAGAGAAAGAAGAAAGGAAAGCCGAGUCCUGCAGUACCAGAUGGAUCCGUUUAUUCUGAAAUCAGAACCUGAGCGGCUCUGGAUAAUAAUGCUGUCAUGUAGGAUGCAGACUGUACUGCUUUAGAAUGAAAUUCAUUUUAUAUGGGUUAAACUCAUAACAACAUUCUCAUUUAUUGUCCUGCAUAUUUUGUGCUUCAGUUGUAGGUCUUCAAAUAACUGUAUCAGCUGAACAAACAAAUAUUAUCUGAAGUUGCAGCAGGUUGAAGAAAUAUCUGACAUGUUCAGUAGUGUGAAGAUAUAUUGCGUUUUAAAAUUUCAUCUAGACAUUAAGUUUGACAAAUUAUAUAUGUUUUUUAUAUAGUUGAUCUUAGGAGUGUUUCCUAUUUUUCAUUUUCUGUCUAUUGCUGUUCUUCACUCGUCCACAGAUGCAUCAGUUUUAUUUUCCUCCUUUUUUCUUUAGCUUCAUAAAUGUACUUUUAUGUAAUAAGAGUUUACUUCACUGGUGUUGGUGUUUAUCUUGUAUAUUAAAUAAAAUUUUGAGCCAAGCAAAACAAUCUGA
Molecule: messenger RNA, 2366 nt
Organism: Girardinichthys multiradiatus
Lineage: Eukaryota; Metazoa; Chordata; Actinopteri; Cyprinodontiformes; Goodeidae
Product: Fc receptor-like protein 5
Exons: 10
Coding region: 185-1879 (564 amino acids)
Biological process (GO): cell surface receptor signaling pathway
Molecular function (GO): transmembrane signaling receptor activity
Source: RefSeq, a predicted model, not a curated record